Branchiostoma belcheri (Belcher's lancelet) is the source of this 5692-nucleotide messenger RNA. RefSeq names its product mucin-17-like. The record is from RefSeq and is a predicted model, not a curated record. NCBI's taxonomy places the organism in Eukaryota, Metazoa, Chordata, Leptocardii, Amphioxiformes, Branchiostomatidae. The transcript has 16 exons. Bases 53 to 5557 code for a protein of 1834 amino acids.
CCCUGCUCAAGGAUGGUUCUUCCUGGGGCUGUCCAAACAGCCAGCCAACCCAAUGCCUGGGAGGCGCCGCCUACUGCAAAUGACUGGUACUACACCUGCAGUUGCUACUACUGCGUCUGCAACUGAAAGCAGCUUUGACAUCCAGAUCAUCAAUGUGACAGUCAAGGCAGGAGGGCAGCUGGAGAUCUUGUUUGUCGUUGUAAACCUGAACAGCAGCGACCCAAUAGUGGAUCCAGAUCAAGCAAUCAACACGUUCAGCCAAGUUACCUCCGAGGAAUUCAGCAACAUCACCGCGAGUGUGGCAUCUUCCUUAAACAUCACAGGAAUGCCAACAGUUGGCAGACUCCCUGUGACAACCACCCCUGCGGCAAAUGUCACAACUUCUCCCAAUGUUACAACUGAAACCACAGGUUUUUCAAACGACACAACAGCCCAUCCAACAGCAUUUGUUACAAGCAUUACAACAGUACUUAACAAUACCACCAUGCCCGGGAGCAAUGCCACAACCACAGAAAGUACAACAGUGGCUGCCACAUUAGUGGGAAACGUAACUACAGUGACGGAUAACGUGACUGCUAUUACAAGCACACCAGGACUUUUAAAUACAACACCUGUGGCAAAUGUGACUGGCACCACAUCAAGCUUGGACAACGUUACAUCAGCUGAAACCAUCAAUGUUACAGACGCUGCAACAACUGUACUUGUGAAUGUUACAGAUGUUACUGCAACUGCCACUGCAGCUGUGACAGCUCCAACAAUGCUACCCACUACCACAGAUGCAGUCAAUGUGACAACAACCCCUGCUGCAGAGAAUACAACUGCAGUAAAUGUUACGGAUGUUACUAUGGCAGAAAAUGCCACUGCAGCAGUCGGCACCACCACAGAAGUCAAUUUCACAGCUGCUGUCAAUGUAACUGGCCAAACAACACCGGUUGAAAACAUCACGUCUCUUGCGACCACUGUCAUUACAGCACUUGUCACAGAGAAUGCUACAAUUGGAGUGAACGUUACAGGUGUGACAAUGCCAGUCAAUGCCACAACCACAUCUCCUACCACACCCGCAGGAGACAACGUAACUACCAACGUCAAUGUCACAGACAUAACGCCAACAGCAGACCAUGUAACAUUGGUUGCAACCACUGUUAUUACAGAGAAUGCAACAAUGGUCAUGAACGUUACAGUGCCAGAAAAUGCAACUUCAGAUGCACCUACCGCCACAGUUGGAGUUAACACAACAGCAGUCACUGGCAUGACAACAAUAGCAGACAAUGCUACCUCUAUAGAAACCACUGUUGUUACUAUGCUGGUAACAGAAAAUGCAACAGCUCCUGUGAACGUAACAGAUGUUACAACUGUUGUAAGCACAGUGACAGCAGCAGUGGAUAAUGCUACAUCAGCACCUGCCACGGUUGCAACCCUACCUACUACAGACAAUGCAACAUCAGUGAUGAAUGUUACAGGUGUUGCAACAGUGCCAGACAAUGCAACUGCUGCCCCAAAUGUGACAGGAAGCACCACAGAAGCGGAAAAUGUCACCACAGCAAGUACACCACUUUUCACAAUGGCAGAAAACACUACAGCCAUCACUGGUUUCAACACAACCAUGCCAGUGAAUGUCACCGUGCCAACAGGAACUGUAGCAGCAGAAAAUAUAACAUCCACCACAGGUAUUUCUGCUACAGCUACAACAGAGAAUGUCACUGCAGCUGCAGAAGCUAAUACCACAGCUGUGAUGCCACCAGCUACAGCAGCAGAAAACACCACAGCAACUACAAUAGCUGUUACUGAUGUGCCACCCACUGCAACUUCAGCAGCCAAUGUCACAACAGCCAAUGUAACAGCAGCAGAAAACACCACAGUCACUACAACAGCUGUUACAGGUGUGCCACCCACUACAGCUGCAGCAGAAAACAUCACUGCAGCUGUAACUGUUACCACUACAGCUUCGAGCAAUACAACUGUCAUUACUGUGCCAGCAGUGACGUCAGUUGUUGAAAAUACCACUGCUACAAUGGUCAACACCACCACAGUCACUGCACCAGGUGUGACAGCAGUGACCAACAAUGUCACUGCCAUUACAGGUGUGACACCUGAAACAACUGUUUCUGGUAAUCAAACAGCAGCAGCCAACACAACAGCUGCUGCAACAACACCCAUGUCUCCAGUAAGUUCCACUGGUGCAUCUACAGCUGCAACUCCAGCUGGAAAUGCUACAACUGCUGACAGCACAACCACAAUGGCAGUUACUGCAAAUACUACAGCUGGCACUGGUACAGCAUCCACUGCAACAGCCAUUACAGUUGUAACACCUGCUGCUACAACUGGUUUGACCCACAUUUCCACAACAGCUGGCGCCACAUCUUUGGCAGCUACACCUGUUUCAACUGCAGCUACGGAAGCAGCAAACAUCACAGCAUUCAGUACAACACCAGCCAUAACUGGUGCUACCAACACACCUGUGCCAUCUAUAUCAGCUCUUACAACAAAGCCCGCGCCAUCCACAGCAGCAAUUACAACAAAGCCUGAAAACACAACAGAGUUGGCAACUACAGAGGAAGGGACGACAGCACAGCCAUUUGUAACUGUGGUGAACCCAAGCACCAUUGUGCCAAACCAAGUAACUGUGAUUGUUCUCAGCUUAACAAAUGACUUGCAGCAGAUCAUGAAUGAAAUUGGAAAUAUCAUUCAGGUACUGACAAACCUACUCCAAGAGUGGUACAGGCUUGCCUUAUCCAAACAGGCCAACCAGCCUGGUCAAAGACGCCGUCUACUGCAGUCUCCCAGUAUUGCACCAGGAAGCAACUUUGUUAUACAGGUGACCAAUGUAACAGUUCUGCCAGGCGGUCAGGUACAAGUCCAGUUUGUGGUCGUGGACAGUAACAACAACAACACAGCCGUGCCCCCCAGUGAUGUCACUGCCGCUUUCAACCAGGUUUCACAGCAGGAAGUCAGGGCCCUUUCUUCAUCAGUAGGGUUUCCCUUAGACAUCAAUGAGUACACAGUACAACCUUUGGUGACUGAAGAGGCUCCAGCUUCAAGUCUGCUGUGGAUUUUGUGGGUUGUCCUCGGAUCCCUACUCUUCAUCAUCAUCGUGCUGCUAUUGGUGUACAACUUUGUGACCACCAAGGGUGAUGCUGUGCAGCCGAAAAAGCGGGAAGAUCUUGGAAACAAACUAUCGGAGAGAUAUGUCCAGAAGGGAGGCCUGGGUUCAGUAGGCCUGCUCAUACCUGCACAGCUGCCAGGAGUGCCACAAACAAGUCAGGGGCAGACAAGCUAUCAGCUUAGGGAUGAGACAGAGAAGGACAAGGAGUGGAUCGCAGAAUCUGGGCUGAAGGUGGACAGGUCGAAGGGCUCCAUAACUCUGAUCCCGCCUGCUCGCCCGCCGAACAAGGACGAUGUGCGAGAGUUUGGGACUCACCACAAGCAGCCUGGCAAGGAGGCCUGGUCUGACAAGGACGCUCCACCUGCAGAAAGAACGCUAACAGUUGAAGAGAAACCAAAGCGCUCCAAAAAGGAGAAACGUAAGAAGUGGCGUGGGCCAGCCAAGAAGCAUAGAAAGGAGCACGAGAGACCGCGGAGGACGGAGAUUCCUGUACGGCCACCUGUGCGGCUGGUUGGAUCUUACGAGAGUGUGAAAUCAGCUGCAAGUAUGGAUCAGAUUGAGCAUGAGGCGGCCCUGUUUGAGCAUGUGGCCCUGAUGAACAAACUGGAGGAUGGGGAGAAGAAGAGGGACACGCCUUCAGUCAGGUUCAAGGCAACCGUCCACCCGCUCCAGCCUCUGUCAUCACUCCCUCCUCUCAAGGACACACCGCUCGUCACCAAAUAUACUACUGAGAAUGAGGUUGAUGCUGUAAAGGAAGCAGUGCUAGAGGAAGAGGAUGAGGUCCUGAGAGAGAAAAAGAUGAAAGCAGUGAAGGAGGAAGACUGGGACACACUUGACACCAUCAUCAAGCUCCGUGCCGAAGUGGAACAUCUCCGCAACAAGGAACGACAACGGGAGAAGCAAAAGAGGCAGCAGCAGGCGGCAAAGACCCCUGGGAAGGCAGACGGGCCCCUCACCCCCAUGCCUCCUCCCAAGCCACUGACUCAGCAGGAGAAACAGAGAAUAAAAGUGAAGGAAGUCUGGGAGGAUGCACAAAAACAGCUGGAGGGACUGCUGGAACCCCAGUACUUCACACAAGCUACUAUGACACCUGUAGCCCGGAAGAUGCAGGCUGCCAGGCGAAACAGAUGGAGGACACAACACUCCCGCCUUGGCUCAGGUCAUCCAGCUGAUGUGCUGCCUGGAGAAGUGCAGUUUGACAAGAAAAUGGGUCGGAACAUGCGUGCGGCCCAGCCUAAGGUCGGAGACUACAUGCGGACAGACAGCAACAUAAAACUGGUCAGGGUUGCACCAAUCAGUGAUGAGGCAAACACCGCUGGCCGAGAAAUUCCAAUAACAGCCCAACCACGCUCCAUUGCUGAACAGGCGCGACGAGAGGCCGCCAUCUUAGGGCAAGGGGGAGACCCUUACGUACAGCUUCUAAGGAUGGCAAGCAUCCCGUCUCCUAUGGCACCUCUACCACAAUCACCAUCUCAGUCACCAUCACAACAACUGAGGGAUGAUGAGGAGGUCCAACGUCUCUUGGAAGAAGCCUUUCCAUUGGAGGAGUCCAGAGUGGAAGACUCUGUCACAUCAAGAUCAGUCACAGAAACAGAGCGUGGUACUGUGAAGUCAGGAAAGACUGGAGACAGGAAGAGUGAGGGCACAGCAAAAAGGAAGCUGAGACCAAAAACAGCAGCAGUUGCCCCUGAUGACAGCCUGCAAUCCACAUCAACAGGGCUGUCACCACGUCCGCCGCGCCAAGCCUUUUCAGAACCGCGGGUACCACAGUUGCUCACCCCUCCUACUGGGAUUAGUUUGUCUGGAGACAGGACUCCUUAUCAUGACCCAUAUUACACCCCAGCAAUGGUGGACACUGUGUAUGGUGGGCACCCUUCUGUCAGGACUAGCACCCCCCGUGCACCUCGUUUCUCCACAAUGGCACAGCCCACCCCGGCUGUUGAUCCAUAUGGACACGGAAUGCACCACCCUGCCAUGGGUAGGGCCUACAGGAGAGUCUCCCCGGGAACAGAACUUCCUCAAAUACAACCUGGAAGGGCAUCUUCUCACCUGGUAUGGCAACCUGAGACACCAGCCAUGAUGUCAAGAUAUGGCGACCUUGGACCAGGUGUGAUGAUGCAGAAUCCCAUCUAUGACUACCCAAGACCAUCUGUUGGGGGACUGAAUGGGUCCUUGUAUGAACCUGAAAGAACAAACCUCAGCUUCUUGGACCAGUUGCGCUCCACCCCAGUCAGAGCAUACACACAACCUUCUCCCCAUGGGGGUGUACAGCAGCCAAUGGCACAGCCAUCCCAGCAACCAACCACAGGGCAACAGCCAAGCCAGGAACCAAUCACAGAGCACAGCCUGCCGGGAGUGAUGUCAUCACUAACCAAUGACCAAAGAGAUACCUUGUUGCAGCUAAUUCGCGAGGAAUAUGGAAAAUUAGAAGAAGAGAGAGCAACUAAAAAAUAAUGAUACAUGGUAAUUGGUUUUAAAAUUAUUGUCUGAUAUGUAUCAAUACUACGUAAAAGUAUUCAGAAGUACUACUUACAAAAGACAAAAUGGCGUUGUCUUCCUGAUAUGUCAGCUCGUUUGGACUAGUAGCUA